AAGCCUGCGCAGCGCAAGGAUCGCGGGCAGUACACACGUGCUGUUCCACAGGACACUGCGGAGAAGAAUAUCAAGUUUGCCCCACGAUUUUCAUCACCUGACAUCAAAGGAAACUCCUCUUGUCAUACGGUGCUUCCACAGGGACUUCUAUAAUCACUCUGCACUGCGGAGUGAGCGAUCUGUCAACCAGCUAAGGGACAUACAAGGACAGUUCUUGCUCGCUGCUACUGCGCAGCGACAGAAGGUUCUCGUCUAACGCCAAGCUUGGGCAGCCAAGAAACCGAUCUGUCAAAAAACACUACAUUUUAGCAAUCACCAUGGCUGACUACCUAAUCAGUGGACAGACGGGAUAUGUACCUGACGACGGUUUGACAGGACAGCAACUUUUCAAUUGCGGAGAUGGUCUUACUUACAAUGACUUCCUGAUUCUCCCGGGAUACAUUGACUUCACCUCCGACCAGGUGGACCUGACAUCUGCUCUGACCAAACAAAUCACUCUAAAGACGCCGCUGGUGUCGUCACCCAUGGACACAGUCACAGAGUCCAAUAUGGCCAUCGCCAUGGCGCUCACGGGUGGCAUCGGGUUCAUCCACCAUAACUGCACUCCAGAAUUCCAGGCCAAUGAAGUCCGUAAGGUCAAGAGGUACGAGCAGGGCUUCAUCACGGACCCCGUGGUGAUGAGCCCCAAGGAGCGCGUGCAGGACGUGUUCCAGGCCAAGGCGCGGCACGGCUUCUGCGGCAUCCCCAUCACGGACAACGGGCAGAUGGGCGGCCGCCUGGUGGGCAUCAUCUCCUCGCGAGACAUCGACUUCCUCAAGGAGGAGGAGCACGACCUGCCGCUCAGCGAGGUCAUGACCAAGCUGGAGGAUCUGGUGGUGGCACCAGCCGGAGUCACACUGAAGGAGGCCAAUGAGAUUCUACAGAGGAGUAAAAAAGGCAAGCUUCCCAUCGUCAACUCCGAGGGCCACCUGGUGUCCAUCAUCGCACGCACGGACCUGAAGAAGAACCGCGACUUCCCGCUGGCUUCUAAAGACUGCCGCAAGCAGCUGCUGUGUGGCGCUGCCAUCGGCACGCACAACGACGACCGCUACAGGCUGGACCUGCUGAUGCAGAGCGGGGUGGACGUGGUGGUGCUGGACUCCUCCCAGGGUAACUCCAUCUUCCAGAUUAACAUGAUCAAAUACAUCAAAGAGAAGUACCCAACCCUGCAGGUCAUAGGCGGCAAUGUGGUGACGGCGGCUCAGGCUAAGAACCUGAUUGACGCGGGAGCGGAUGCCCUGAGGGUGGGCAUGGGCAGCGGCUCCAUCUGCAUUACCCAGGAAGCCCCUUCUGUUCCUCCUGAUAUAAAGCUCCACAGCCCCAAAACCCCAACUCAUGUAACGGGAUACAUGUUGGCAUGUGGCAGGCCGCAAGCCACGGCGGUCUACAAGGUGGCUGAGUAUGCCAGGCGUUUCGGUGUGCCAGUCAUUGCUGAUGGGGGCAUCCAGACUGUAGGCCAGAUCGCCAAGGCCCUCUCACUGGGGGCCUCCACAGUAAUGAUGGGCUCCUUGUUGGCUGCUACGUCUGAGGCUCCAGGGGAGUAUUUCUUCUCGGACGGCAUCCGUCUUAAGAAGUACCGUGGCAUGGGCUCUCUGGACGCCAUGGACAAGAACCUGGGAUCCCAGACACGCUACUUCAGUGAGUGCGAUAAGAUUAAGGUGGCCCAGGGGGUGUCCGGGGCGGUGCAGGACAAAGGCUCCAUCCACAAGUUCAUCCCCUACCUGAUCGCUGGCAUCCAGCACUCAUGCCAAGACAUCGGCUCCAAGAGCCUCACCCAACUCAGAGCCAUGAUGUACUCUGGGGAUCUGAAGUUCGAGAAGAGAACCUCUUCGGCCCAGAUGGAGGGAGGAGUCCAUAGUUUGCACAGCUAUGAGAAGCGCCUUUUCUAAAGAGAAAUGCUGAUGUCAUACACUCACCUUGCCAGUACACAUACACGCACACACACACGCGCACACACACACACACUCUACUACUCUAUUACUCUACUCUACUCUACUCUACUCUACUCUAACACACAUGCACAUUUGUGAAGUGACAAAAAGUGGCGCACACUGCUACUGAUGAACUGGACUUGUUUGAAAUGGUCUGCCUUGUAAGUUACAAUGGCAUGUGUUUUUAAACUGCAGUUCACCAUACAACAACAAAAAACCUCCACAUGUGGUACGCUGAUGUUCGGACUUUUAGAUUUCAUUUCAAUUUUCAUUUCAGUACCAGAAUACACUACUACUACUGAUGAGUGCUACUACUGAUAGGGACUGAGAGCGCAUGCAUCCUGACAGACCAUUUCAAAUUAGGCCACUAAAAAACAUUACUACUGAUGAGUGUCACUACUGAUAGACACUGAGAGCUCUGCGCAUGCAUCCAGACGUCCAGCCGAAACCUCAACACUA
This is a messenger RNA of Engraulis encrasicolus (European anchovy), 2429 nucleotides long. It is a transcript of the gene impdh2, whose product is annotated as IMP (inosine 5'-monophosphate) dehydrogenase 2. Lineage: Eukaryota; Metazoa; Chordata; Actinopteri; Clupeiformes; Engraulidae. The transcript is spliced from 15 exons. Gene Ontology annotation, biological process: GTP biosynthetic process. Gene Ontology annotation, molecular function: IMP dehydrogenase activity. The record is from RefSeq and is a predicted model, not a curated record. Gene Ontology annotation, cellular component: cytoplasm. Bases 318 to 1928 code for a protein of 536 amino acids.